Molecule: messenger RNA, 1023 nt
Organism: Cryptococcus wingfieldii CBS 7118
Lineage: Eukaryota; Fungi; Basidiomycota; Tremellomycetes; Tremellales; Cryptococcaceae
Exons: 4
Coding region: 1-1023 (340 amino acids)
Molecular function (GO): DNA binding
Source: RefSeq, a predicted model, not a curated record
AUGGUCGCUCAGAACAAGGAGAUCCGCGUCACCUGGGGUGCAGACGCCCGCCUCACCUCCCACCUCAUAUCCUUGAUCUCAGAAACGCCCCGCUAUCGCGAAUGUAUUUUCGCCAACGCCGGCGAUAGAUGGCUGGUUGAGCGAGACCUGUGUCUUAUCGUGCUAGGAGAUGAAGCGUGGAUGAGAGACAAGGAGAGCAAAGGGUGGGUAAGAAGAGGCGAGAAGGGCUGGGAGGCAACAGAAAUGUGGACAAGCGGGCUUGUCCACCCUGUGCGAAACAGACUGCACCUUCUCAUGAAGAGGAUGAGAGAUGGGUGGUACCAACAAAAGUACGGAGUCGACCCUUCCUGGUGGUCUCCUGAUCAAAUUCCGGAGCAGAUUCGAGCAAGCUUCCUUAUUGCCCACCCUUAUUACUUUACCCUUCUUGAACUUUGGAACAAACGGUCUCUUGACGGAGAGCCAAUUGAUGCUGCAAUCCGAGCUGCUGAAGGAAAGGGCAAGAAGCGGGGGCCAAAGCCCAAGCUGGGAGCGGGAAAGAAGGAGCCUAGUCAUUUGAGCGCCUUGGAGCCAUCCGCAAAAAGAGCCCGAACUGGCGAGUCUUCCCACGACUCUGCACCGAGUCUCUCGCCUCCGGACUCGCUGGGCCCAUUGGCCGGAGAUAUUCAUAUAUCUUCUCAACUGAGUCCAGAUUCCACAAGCGAAGGCGAAGAAGAGCAAGAUGAGCUGUCUGGGGAAUCCGGCCUCGCCCAACCUUUGCCCAAAGCAGAACCCGAGACUGAUAGCUCAGCCUUGACAGCUGGCAAGCUUCCCGGUGCGGGAACGCUCGACCUCGGUUUUUGCACUCCCCCGGUCAAAAGGUCGAGAGGAAGACCCAAGGGAUCUGUGAACAAAAAGCCGAGGAAAGAAGGCAGUGCUGUCGCGGGCCCGGCAGGGGUCGUAGAUGAGACUGGGGCAAAGGCAGAGGUGCCGGUGAAGAGGGGGAGGGGUAGACCCAAAGGAUCGACCAACAAGAAGAAGGUCUAA